AUGCCUGGAAGUCGAGGUUCUGAAGCAUUGGCAGUUGUCAUAACACUCUAUAUCACAAGCUCUAUAGCCAUAGGCCUCCGAUUCUACACUCAUGGCUUCAUUCUCAAGCACUUCUUCGCUGAAGAUUAUAUAACAUUAGUUUCAUUGGUAUUAUAUACAGCUUACACCAUCUGUGCAGCCCUUUCCAUCAAAUAUGGACUAGGUUCGCAUGUCAUUGAUGUGCCUCCUGAUGAUCGCCCAAAGGCUAUUCUUUAUAGAUGGAUUACCACUUUCAUAUACGUAAUUCUUUCCAUGUUGACUAAAUGGAUUGUCGGUAUAUUCCUCCUGCGAAUCUGUCCACGCAAACGCUGGCGACAAAUCACCAUCCGGGUCAUUUUGGCCGUUAUCACUGUGUUCAGCCUUAUAUAUGAAGUAUUUGCUAUCCGAACUUGCGAUCCGAUUGAGUUGCAAUGGACGAGAUAUAAUCCCAUUCCACCGACUGAGGGUAGCUGCAACGCAACAACAUUCGCCACGGUCACGAUAUACAUCUCAGCGUUUCUUAAUGUUGUCGCUGACUGGAUAUUGCCCGCACUUCCAGCCACUCUUGUCUGGAAAGCACAGAUACCACAGCGAGAGAAGAUCUCCAUCAUUGUCUUGCUUGCUUUGGGGUCUGUUGCCUCUAUCGCUACAAUCGUUCGCAUUCCUUUCGCAAAAGGCUAUCUUGAUAACCCAGAUUACCUCUAUACAACCAUUGACCUAGGUAUUUGGAGCACGGUUGAGAUUGGAGUUGCCUUAACAACAUCCUCUCUUGCAACACUCAAACCUCUUUUGAAGCAUAUGCGGCUUUUCAACACCAUAUCUUCAUCUGAGAGACUUGGCUCAGAAUCUGACGAAAGAAUCAGUAACACAACAUUUAGAAGAAAACCCACUAUAACCAAGCGAGUGGAUACUUCCCCCAACCUUCGAGGCGAAGGAGACUUAUGGCGCACAGAUUCUAUAGGUGUAGAAUUGCUGUUUGUCGAUGUCAAGGCAUCAAUGCCUUCGGCGUCCACGGCUGCUCUGUUUGCUCCCAAGAAGGAGUCUGAGAAGCCCAAGGGCAAUGGACUCUUUGGUAAUUCGGAUGCCGCAAACCCGUUGACUGGCGCGUCUGCAGCUCUCUUUGGCAUCAAGCCAGCGACGCCGGCCGCAGCAUCAUCUCCUGCUCCGCUAUCCGCCCCUUCUCCCGCCCCUACUACCAACCUAUCUAACACUGUACCAGCCGCACUACCCGCAACGACCACUUCAGUUACCUCGACUAACUUGUUUGGUGCCGCAGCCCCUGCACCUAAUUAG
Molecule: messenger RNA, 1311 nt
Organism: Trichoderma gamsii
Lineage: Eukaryota; Fungi; Ascomycota; Sordariomycetes; Hypocreales; Hypocreaceae
Exons: 5
Coding region: 1-1311 (436 amino acids)
Source: RefSeq, a predicted model, not a curated record